Molecule: messenger RNA, 1654 nt
Organism: Asterias rubens (European starfish)
Lineage: Eukaryota; Metazoa; Echinodermata; Asteroidea; Forcipulatida; Asteriidae
Product: protein phosphatase 1 regulatory subunit 27-like
Exons: 1
Coding region: 766-1503 (245 amino acids)
Cellular component (GO): cytoplasm
Molecular function (GO): enzyme inhibitor activity; phosphatase regulator activity; protein binding
Source: RefSeq, a predicted model, not a curated record
CGGACGGCCCGUCCUUUAUGAGCAGCGACAGCAGAUUUACAUGCGCAUCGUCGUGUAUCACACACCGUGAAAGGGCUCGUGGCAACCCACUGGAAUUCUGUAUGCAAACAUCGAAAGGAGCUGAAAUGAAAUGUAUUUUUUUUUUUCACCAGAUACAGAAAGCAUACCAGUGUUUGUAUUGACAUUUCGCAUUUAUAGAGGGCCCCUAUCGUGUGGACUUAUAAUAUCAACGUAUACUUGAGAGCAGGACCAUGGGGACUAGAGCAGUAUGCGGAACAUACGGUAGCAAGGUCAUACAAAAAGGCAAGGAGAGAGUGACUGCCUCGAGUCACUAUAACUGUCGCUUCGAUCCAUUGGCUUUGGGAAUGAGCUAUUGAACCUGCGUAAGGUUAUCAAGUUCACCAGGGAUAGAGCUGGGGAGUUUUGAGUUCCAGCUGCACUGAAAGACGACGUGGGAGCUAGUGCAGUAGCAGUGUUGUGCUGGAUGAAGUUCUAUUCACAUUACACGGAUCUUGGUGGCGUUUUGUUGGAGGAAAGUGAUGCCCAUGUACGAGUCACCAUGUGAAUACACUUAGAGGGACAUACGAUGCAUGAUGACAGUUUACCUAAAGUUGCUUGCGUUCUGAAACAAAAUGAGGAAAUCAACGGCUGUUGUCUCAGUGAGGAAAUUCAAUGCACAGCAGUGGAUUAUGUGCCAACUCAACGCUAAUAAGGAAUUGUAAUUUUGUACGGUGGAAAUUCCUUUAUUUAUGAUGUAAAUUUGACAUGGAAUUGAAAUCGUCACUGAGUAUGUCUGGUUCUAAAGAUUAUAAAGAGAGGGCACUUCGACGGCGUAGGGUGCGAUAUCGAACGUACCCGAGCCCUUCAUUCGACCUGGAAGAAGAUGACGAGCCACUGCUCGUUGCAUGUCGCCAUAUUACAUUCCCUCUCGAUGUUCGCUUCCAGUCUGCCGUCCAGCAACAGGACAACUUUGAGCUUGAUAAGAUCCUCAGCACACACGGGGCCCAGAUCGACAUGAAUGCCCGGAAUCAUAUCGGGUUGACAGCUCUCCACCAAGCGGUGUUGAAUCGCAACUUGGACACAGUGAAGUUGCUGUUAACGCGCGGGUCUGACGCAAACGUCCAGGAUUCAAACGGCUACGCCCCGUUACACACCGCGGCUGCCUACGGUCUCCGGAACAUCGUGAGCCUUUUGAUCAUCUUCGGUGCUGACCUCUUCGUGAGGACUCUGGCCGGUGAAUCCCCCGCUGAUCUCUCCAAGGACGUGGUCACUGCCGAUCUCCUCAUGGUCGAGAUGUGCAAGCAAAUCCAGCAGCAUGAAUUGAUGGAAAAAUAUGGAUUUCUGUUCAGAUUCAUCGAUUUGUGGGAGACGUUGUGGACGAAUUGUUGUACACUGUUUGAGAAAGUUGUUGAAUGGGCGCAGCGUGCAGUGAAGAAUUAUAACGAAGUGCCACAGCAUCAUGCGCAAAACGGCACCAUAAACCGCGGGAGAAAGCUGCCAUAAAAACUUCAGAGUCAUAUUUGUUUUCUACUGGGGCGGGCAUUUGCGAUAUACACAGUUAAUGGCAUUGGCUCUAUGACUUGUAUUUUUUUCUCUCUAUUUUUUUAAAGGCACUGGGCACGUUUGGUAAUUGUAAAAAACCGGUAUUCUCACU